Messenger RNA from Penicillium oxalicum, 681 nucleotides. RefSeq names its product maleylacetoacetate isomerase MaiA (gene maiA). The record is from RefSeq and is a predicted model, not a curated record. NCBI's taxonomy places the organism in Eukaryota, Fungi, Ascomycota, Eurotiomycetes, Eurotiales, Aspergillaceae. Gene Ontology annotation, cellular component: mitochondrion; cytoplasm. Gene Ontology annotation, biological process: L-phenylalanine catabolic process; glutathione metabolic process. The transcript has a single exon. The coding region runs from base 1 to 681 and encodes 226 amino acids. Gene Ontology annotation, molecular function: maleylacetoacetate isomerase activity; glutathione transferase activity.
AUGUCGGACACUCAAGUCACGCUCUAUACAUACUUUCGUUCCUCCUGCUCCGCCCGUCUACGCAUUGCCCUGUAUCUGAAGGAGAUCCCCUUCAAGCCUAUAUUCGUCAAUCUUCUCCGCGACGAGCAAUCAACCCCUUCUCAUCGCUCUAUCAACCCGUCCGGCACUGUUCCAGCCCUCGUUGUCCAACGCCCAGGCCCUGAGCAGCACCCAGUCAUACUCACCCAAUCCCUCGCAGCGCUUGAAUACCUGGAUGAGACAUUCCCCGAUCAAGGACCCAAGCUCCUCCCGUCGGAUCCAGAAACCCGUGCUCUCGUCCGGACUCUGGCUCAAAUCAUCGGUUGUGAUGUCCAACCCGUCACGAACCUUCGAAUCCUCAAGCGCGUAGCUCCUUUUGGUGCAGACCGAACUGUCUGGUCCAAGGACCUGAUUGAAGAUGGAUUCCGUGCGUACGAAGCGCUCGUGUCCAGCUCGGCGGGGAAGUUUAGCGUGGGAGACCAGAUCACCAUGGCGGAUCUUUGUCUGAUUCCCGCUGUCUGGGGUGCGGAGAGAGUGGGUAUGGAUAUGAGUACUUUCCCCGUGAUUCAAAAGAUUGCAAAGAAUCUGGAGAUGGAGGAAGCUGUGCAGAAAGGGCAUUGGCAGACACAGCCGGAUACGCCUGAAGAUCUGCGGGCCAAGUAG